Daldinia vernicosa is the source of this 1443-nucleotide messenger RNA. RefSeq lists its product as uncharacterized. Lineage: Eukaryota; Fungi; Ascomycota; Sordariomycetes; Xylariales; Hypoxylaceae. The record is from RefSeq and is a predicted model, not a curated record. The transcript is spliced from 3 exons. Bases 509 to 1171 code for a protein of 220 amino acids.
CACCUGGCAGCAUUUGUAGUGUAGGAAGUACGACUAGGAAGAAUAAUUAAAGAAGAAUAUUAGAGUUGGUUAGGUAGCAGCCCCUUUAUUCUUAUCUAGAUGAAAAACACAUGUAAUGCAACAUUUGCAUUCCUUCGAAUCAGACUUGCUACUCAACCUAGGUAGUUCCAGUUUAUGGCGUUCAGGUAAUGCAACCUUAGCUGCAGGUUUUGUAUAUUUCUAAAAAGGGGCUUGGGAUUUGCCAGUCAGUCCUACGUGCUAUAAACUCAACGAUGCUAUUCUUCCGGAUGCGGUCAGAUGUGAUAAUAGCACGACAGGCCACUCAGCUUGUUGUAGCGCAGGACAAAUCUGCUGGUCCAAUGGAGUUUGUCAGGGCGGAAACGAACACCUUGUUGAUUAUUUACGAAAAGGGCGUACUGACCAGUCGUGGAAUGAUACAGCAUGUUUUCAGGUCUGUCCAUGGUGUAAGUGCUGGCACGACUUCUCAUAUAGGCUCAUAUGAAUUAAUAUGAUAUUAGACAUAGACGAUCCAUCAGUGGGAGUGCGGCCUUGUGGCGGUAUUGAGAAAAGUAAUUUAUACUGCUGCGAUGAUGGGUUAACUGGCGCUGGAUCGUUCGCUUGUUGUAGCGUCGAGUCGAGUAUAUUCACGUACGACAAUAUUACCACACUACCUACUAUUCUCGCUACGAUUCCCAUUAAUGAGGUAUCAACUACCAUGGUCGAAUCGACGUCGUCUUCCUCAUUAAUCGUCAGUACGGGCAGCGAUACAUCAACAGGGCUUCCAACAGUCAAAGCGACGAGUACCGAAUCAAUACCAAUCCAACCUACUGGUGACAGCGCAGGUCAUAUAGAGAACGGGAGCUCAUCUAUAAAUGUUAAUAUAUCGACCGCACUGGGCGCAGGCUUGGGCGUCGGGUUGUCCGUAGCCGCUGCUAUCAUUGGGGGGUUCUGGUUCAUGGUCUGGCGGUCUAAACGAGAGCAUACGGGGGAGACGGAACGGGAAAAAGAUCCGUAUCAGGGCGUCUUGAGUGGCUUUAUAGUCCCCGACGGCAAUACACCCAAACCGGCGACUUCCCCUGGCCCUUUAGAAUUAUAUGGCGUUGCCAACUCCCGCGAAACCAACGCCCAUGAGUUACCAUCGGGAUAUUAUGGUAGGGAGCUUCCUGCUUAAACGGCUAGACAGACGGAACGGUUGGAACUUAUCAUAAUUCCGCAUUUCGUCAUAUUGCUUCGUGAAGGCAUAAUUUAUGUCUUAUAUUGAUGGGCAUGUACGCGAUUCGAUAAUCUAGUAUGGACGAGUUGUUUUCAGGGGCGACAUAGUACAUAGAGAGAGGACAUGCGAGAAAUGAAGAUCCCUUCAAUGUUAUAAUAGCUGGUGUGAGUCAGAAAGAGCUAACUCUGCUAUCAUGACAUGUUUGCUGCUUCCUGUUUUGCCCUAAGAGG